AUGCCCAAGUAUUUCCUCACGCCGAGCCCACGCAGUGGCCGACCUGGCGUAGGGCGCAUGCCUAGCAUCGCCGAACAUGGCGCGCCACAGCUACAGUACCCGCAAGAUACGCCAUCUCGCCCACCGCAUCGCCGCGCGAGCUCCCUGCCCGUGACGCCGCGCCGUCCCCAACGCCAUCGGCCGGCGCGGUAUCGCUCUGCCUCGACCAGCGCAACGGGGUCGCCGCCCCAGAAGCAGCCGCAGCAGUACACCCUUUUUCAGCAGCUCCAACAGCAGAACGUUCCGCCGUACCCCCCGCCAUCGUACUAUCCCCGCCAUAGCAAGGAGCCUCUGUGGCCGAGCCCGCUGAGGAACAGCGUUGCCUGGGAUUCGCCGGAUCGGGAGGCCGUGACGGAGAAAAAGGGGCGGCGAGAGAGGAUCACAGAGAACGCGUGGGUUGCGCGCAGGGGAGGGUGGUGCCGCAUCUGCCUGAUUAUGCUCUUCUUCGUUCUGAUCAUCGUCGGUCUGUCUGUUGGGUUGGCUCUUGGCUUACGAAACGGCGCAAACAACGGCACUUCGGAGCCAACAACAUCACCAGCGGCGUAUCCCGCCGGCUCCUUCUCCUUCCAGACGGCAUUGACGACUGCGUCAUCAGACUGCACGUCCGACCCGGCUACCUGGCGCUGCCCUCCUUUCACGACUCACGCCGAGGAUCCCUCGGCCGCGGGCGCCAUCUUUUUCUGGACUAUCACCGCGCCCGAUGCAGGCGCCAACAGACCGGAUUACACCGUGUCGAGCGCAGAGAACCCCUUUGCGCCGCGCUUCCGCAACGUGACCAUGAUGCUACGCGACGGCAACACGGUAAACGAGCGGCUCGAGUUCGAGAUCGAGAUGGACCGAGAUGUCGUGCCAGGGAACUACACGGCGACUGGAGCCACGUGCUCGUACGACACCGUCUUCAGGGGCGUGGUCUGGACUGACAAGGUCAAGGGCGGCGACAGGAAGCGGACGUCAAUGGCGGAUGCGGGCGAUGCAGACGAGGGUGCAGACUGGAGAGAGUGGCCUGGUGAAGUGGAGAUUCAGCAGGUUAGCAAGAAGGGGCCGAGCUGUCGCGAGGGGUCUGGGGCGGUGAUCCCCGUUGAGGCCGGGGCCGGGCAGUGUACGUGCCGUUAUGCCAACUAUGACCUGGAUGAGGCGAAGAGGCGGCGGAGGAGCCGGGCGGCGAGCCUGUCUUGA
Verticillium dahliae VdLs.17 is the source of this 1215-nucleotide messenger RNA. RefSeq lists its product as uncharacterized. The transcript has 2 exons. Lineage: Eukaryota; Fungi; Ascomycota; Sordariomycetes; Glomerellales; Plectosphaerellaceae. Bases 1 to 1215 code for a protein of 404 amino acids. The record is from RefSeq and is a predicted model, not a curated record.